AGAAAGCGGGGACCGCACUCAACUCUUAUAGAGUGACGCUUUCUAUCAAACACAAAACAAUCAAAAAGUGUACUCUCUACGAUUUCUGAUUCUCGUCUUUAAAUACCUUCCUUUUUCCUUCUCUGUACUGUUCUAUCUCUUCUCUUCUGACAUUUUCUUCUAUUUAUUACAUGGCCGCCGAAGAGUUUCAAGAAUCCGAUAUCAUCUUCUCCGACCACAAUCUCACCGGCUUCAAGGAAAUCAAUCGUCAAAAUCAUAGUUGUAGUAAUCGGAGUGGAAGCAAAACGAAGCUCAAGAAAUCGACUUCUUCUUCUUCUUCUUCCGUACCUGUGAAUAUUCCCUGCAGCAAUGUGGUGCGGUUCUCGGAAGCUGGUGCUGAGUUUGACGAGGAAUUUGAUGGAGAGGAAUUGAUUCCGCCGCAUGUUAUAGUUGGGAGGAGAAUUCAAGGGAAAAUGGCGUUCUCUGUUUGUACUGGAAAUGGAAGGACAUUAAAGGGAAGGGAUUUGAGUCAAGUUAGGAAUUCAAUUCUUAGGUUGACUGGAUUUUUAGAAACAUAAAACCAUUGAUUCUUUCUAUUUGAACUCCAAUCUCACUUCUGAUCUGAUCUGUUCUGUUCAUUAGAUUUUCAGAAGAAGAGAAGUCUUCAAACAAAAAAUAAUUUCAUUUCCUGUUUUUUGUAAAAGUUUGUUUAGUCAUUCUUCAUUGUAACUUGUAAGCAAAAGAGACCAAAGAAAUUUGCGAUUAGAAAAGGAUAAAAUAUUACUAAUUGUUCAUUAAUUAUUUUCAUUAUAA
This is a messenger RNA of Manihot esculenta (cassava), 792 nucleotides long. RefSeq lists its product as uncharacterized. The transcript has a single exon. The coding region runs from base 171 to 557 and encodes 128 amino acids. The record is from RefSeq and is a predicted model, not a curated record. NCBI's taxonomy places the organism in Eukaryota, Viridiplantae, Streptophyta, Magnoliopsida, Malpighiales, Euphorbiaceae.